AUGACCCUUCCACCUGGCAGCUUCUCUACCGAACUCCGACCAACCGUCUCUCGUGUUGACAAUGGCCGCAUCGACUUCUCUACCUUUGACACCGAUCAAUCUGCUUCCACCGUGACCACCGAACAACGUCUUGCAGACUACCGCGACAAGAUCGAGAAAGAGACCAAGAUAAAGAUUGGUAGCGAGAACCUGCUUGAGGCUCUCAAUGCAAAGAAUGCGAAACAAAGUCGUGACCAGCGCCGUCUGGUCGAGUCGGAGCUCAACACAUCAAAUCGCAAGAUCGCUCAACUGAAACUUGGUCUUGAGGCCGAACUACAGCGUGUAAAGGAAUCCACCGUGAGCCCGGCCAAUCGUCUCUCCCNNUUCACGAUACCACAGAGAUCUCCUUCUAACCUUACUUUGCUCCAAAAUGCCGAGCCUGAUGAUCUGGAUCCGGAAUCAGAGUCGCCGACAUACAUUCUUGCAGAGAUUCUACAGGCCCUCGAGACUGAGGACAUGAAGCCCGAUUACUACGUGAGCCAUGCAAACGAAUUAGUGGGCCUGUUCAAGCGUCAUCCUGCUUUGAAAUAUGAUCUGGCAUGGUCCAUAUUUGGCCUUCGUAUGCAGAUGAUGCUCCUCAGCGACAGUCGUGAAGUAAUUGCUGCAGGCUACCGCGUCUUACGGCAUGCUAUAACCGAUCGCAAAUCACUACAGACCAUCCGGGCGCAUCAUACAGACUUUCUUGUCAUCUUAUCGUUGGUCAAGGAAGCAAAGGCCAUGGUGGAGAGAGAACAAGCCUUGAAGCUUGUUCGCGCCUUCCUCGAUGUCAAAGAUGGUGUUCACGAGAUUGCUCCGUCGGUCGUCCGAAUCAUCGUUGCUAUUGCCGAACAUCCAGAGGAUCGCCUUCGCGCUAUAUCCGUCAUGACCCUCGCAGAAUUGCUCAUACGUAGUCCUGAGCUCGUUAUCGCCGCUGGCGGUAUUGGCACACUUUCUGAUGCUAUGGGCAACGGUGCUUACCAGGCUCCAGAAACACUGGCCGCCGUUUUUCUACAUCUGUUGGAUUUGCCUGCGCGCAGGGGUCUCUUGCGUUCCGGUUUCGAGCUUAGUCUCCCAUUCGCAGCUUUUACCGAACCUCCAACCUCGAGCGCUCACGAAGACCGCAUGAAAUCAAGUGCGAAAGUGGUAGCAGCGCUUUUCAAGAGCUGGUCUGGCAUCAUGACAAUCUCCUUGCAUGACUUUUUACCAGCUCGUUCUGUGGUUUCCUCUUUGUUGAUUGAUGCUGUGGCGGUAAGGACGAUCGUACUUGAACUUCUCUUCGACAUUCUUCGCAUUAAACCGCCGUCUUGGUCUUCCUCCUUUCUAGCAGGAAGACGCCUGACCACGUAUGGCCGUGUCACCAAUCUCAAAGCGAAUGAUCAUCACAAACCUUCCAGCAACGAUCCAGAAGAAGCUUCGAAGAGAAUGAGUUUGAUAGAACACUUUUCUGCAGUCGUCUUAACCAUCCUCUUGCGAGUCGGACUGCUACCAGCUUUGAUGCACGCUGAACGUGACGCACCAAAUCUUGCUCUCAAACGAAAGACCACAUUGUUGAUUGGUGAAGUACUAAAACUCGCCAACCAGUUACUGCCUAGUGAAUGGAGUGCUGAGCUUCAGGUAUUACCUGAUUUGUUCCACCAAGCCACAUCCUUUGGUCAAGAUGAACGAUCACAGGCUGUAGCUACGGUAUAUCAAGUGGACAGUGUGAACCGCACCUUGUAUCGGUCUGUAGGUGGAGGACCGGGUGUCAAGUCGACUCGGGCUGACGAAUUCGAGCCUAUCAAGUCCGCAGAGCAACCGAAGGUGCAGAUGAGCGCAAAUAUGGAUGAAGCGCAAUUUAGAGGCCUGCUUAUGGAGUGUCAAGUCUUGAACACAGUCAACUACACCAAAUGGAGAUGGGACCUGAUCCAACCCAUGAUCGAGGGACCACUGACGAAUUCGCGAAGGCUGGACGAGGCGAUGAAAGCGACAAAAUUCGUCCACCGUUUGCUAGGCUUUCUACGACCAUUCAAAUACAGGUUUUCGGACGCCAAAAACACAAAACCAAAUCAGCGCUAUGUCAGAGCUGGCUGUGCGCUUGUCCGUACAUUGCUGUUGACUCCAGAGGGUACCAGAGNNUAUCUAGCCGACAACAAAAUGUUGCGGCAGAUUGCAGAGUGCUUGGCUCAGUUUGACCGCAUGAGUGGCAUUACAUCGACAACCCCUCUGUUCUCCCCAGACAGAUUAGCAGAUACACUCGUAGGUGGGUAUUUUGCCAUCCUAGGUGUCCUUUGCAGCGACCAGAAGGGACUACAGAUGAUGGAACGAUGGAAAAUCAUCAACAUGUUCUAUCACAUUGUUGAGCUCAAAGGAAGAGAUGACCUUAUCAUGGCACUGCUCACUAAUCUUGACUAUACGCUUGACAGUCACCCCAGGAUCAUCCUAUCGAAAGCCAUGAUCUCCGGUUCCAGAGAUGUCCGCAUAGCUGCUACACGAAUACUUCGAAAAUACGCCAUAAGGCCAUUGGACACUAGUCCGAAGUCAAGUGGUAACGGCGAAUGCGCUGCAUGGGCAAUUCGCUUGUUGGUCACUCAACUCUACGAUCCAGAGAUUGAGGUCUGUGAAAUCGCCAUCAAGAUCCUUGAAGAAGCUUGUAACGACAACAACUCGCUUGAAUACGUCGUAAAGUGCCGACCAGCACUAGACCAUCUCGGCGAGAUUGGUGCACCUCUUCUGCUCCGCUUCCUGUCAACUUCAGUCGGAUAUCACUACCUCGAUGGUCUCGACUACAUCACGAAAGAAAUGGACGACUGGUUCCUCGGUCGCAACGAUACUUAUGUGACUCUAGUCGAAGCCUCACUCGCCCGCGCUCUGGCCGAUAUCCCCGAGAAAGCAGUCUCGAUGUUUGAAGAAACACCCGAACCCCAAGACUUUGGCCUUGUGCCUCCGCAUUUCUAUCGCGAACUCACACGAACCGCAGAGGGCUGUGAGUUACUGAAAAACAAAGGCCACUUUGAAGAGUUCGUAACCACGAUUCAAGAUUUUGGCAUGGAGGAAGAAGACGCAGAGACGAUUAUCAAAGUCAAGGGAUGUCUCUGGGCAGUAGGGAAUGUAGGAUCCAUGGAGCUGGGCGCGCCUUUCCUGGAGCAAUCAGAUGUUACACAGCACAUCAUUGAGAUUGCGGAAAAGUCUGAGGUAUUGACGUUGAGAGGGACUGCUUUCUUUGUCCUCGGACUUAUCUCUAGGUCUCUGCAUGGUCAGGAGAUUUUGGCGAGUCAUCACUGGAAUGGCACGGUGAACAUGUUGGGAGAGUCUUUGGGGUACUGUUUACCCCUCGAUUUCACCAAACUCUUCAAUGUCCGCCAAUGGGGUCCCUCAUGCCCGCUGCCCNUCAACCCUCUCCUCACCCCUCCCCAACACCUCCUCUCCCGCCACCAAACCCUCUUCUUCGCCUCUCACACCCCAAAACUCCGAANNAUCCUCAAAGCAGUAACCAAACUCGGCAACACCGUUCUCUCAAACAAAGCAGCCGCCGACCUCAACCUUCUGAAACAGAAAAAAGCACCAGGUCUCAAAAGUCCAGAACUGUUUGUUAGAGUCCUGCAGGUGUUGAGCUCGCAUCGGUAUAAACUUCCGGCGUGUAGGUUUGUGUUGGAUCUUNUUGAGAGGAGUGUUUUGAGGAGGCUUGUUCUUGAGGAAGAUGAGGAUGAGGAAGAUGGGGAUGGAGUGGAUGGACAGAACAGCGCCGAUGAGAAUGAGGGGAAUGGGUUUGAGGGAGCUUUUGGAGGUGGUGUGGGUGGGGUCUGA
This is a messenger RNA of Aureobasidium musti, 3801 nucleotides long. NCBI's taxonomy places the organism in Eukaryota, Fungi, Ascomycota, Dothideomycetes, Dothideales, Saccotheciaceae. The record is from the annotation of a GenBank genome assembly.